This is a messenger RNA of Corvus hawaiiensis (hawaiian crow), 11335 nucleotides long. RefSeq names its product potassium two pore domain channel subfamily K member 12 (gene KCNK12). Gene Ontology annotation, cellular component: membrane. The transcript has 2 exons. Gene Ontology annotation, biological process: stabilization of membrane potential; potassium ion transmembrane transport. Bases 13 to 1260 code for a protein of 415 amino acids. Lineage: Eukaryota; Metazoa; Chordata; Aves; Passeriformes; Corvidae. Gene Ontology annotation, molecular function: potassium ion leak channel activity. The record is from RefSeq and is a predicted model, not a curated record.
GCCGCGCACCGGAUGAUGCCCCCGCGGGGGGCGGUGGGCUCCUGCCGCCGGCGGCGCCUCGCGCCCCUCAACGAGGACAACGGGCGGUUCCUGCUGCUGGCCGCCCUCAUCGCGGCGUACCUGAGCGCCGGCGCCACCGUCUUCUCGGCCCUCGAGAGCCCGUCGGAGGCGGCGGCGCAGCUCCGUUGGAACCGGACCCUCCACAACUUCAGCCGCAUCUUCAACAUCAGCCCGCCGGAGCUGCGCGCCUUCCUGCGGAGCUACGAGGCGGCCAGGGCCGCGGGCAUCCGCGUCGACGCCCUGCGGCCUCGCUGGGACUUCCCCGGCGCCUUCUACUUCGUGGGCACCGUCGUCUCCACCAUAGGUUUUGGAAUGACCACACCAGCAACCGUGGCUGGAAAAGUAUUCCUCAUCGUUUAUGGCCUUUUUGGGUGUGCCGGGACCAUCCUCUUCUUCAACCUCUUCUUGGAGCGCAUCAUCUCCCUGCUGGCGUUUAUCAUGAAGGCGUGCUACGAGAGACAGCUGCGAAGAAGUGGUCUCCUACCUCCCAACUUCCGAAGGGGGCCAGCUGUGUCCGGGGUGGGCAGCCUCGUGGGCUGGAAGCCGUCCGUUUACCAUGUGAUGCUGAUCCUGGGAUUUUUUGCUAUUACCCUUUCCUGCUGCGCCUCAGCCAUGUACACAGCAGUGGAAGGAUGGAACUACAUUGACUCCUUGUAUUAUUGCUUUGUCACCUUCAGCACCAUCGGCUUUGGAGAUUUGGUAAGCAGCCAAAACGCUGCGUACCAACAUCAGGGAUUAUACAGAGUCGGGAACUUCAUAUUUAUAUUAAUGGGGGUAUGUUGCAUAUACUCCCUUUUUAAUGUCAUCUCAAUCGUAAUCAAACAAAUUUUGAACUGGGUGUUGAAAAAAUUGGAAUGCAGAUGUUGCCCAAAGUGCCAUAAAUCCAGUACCCGCCUCAGCCGUCGCAACGCCAUCACCCCAGGAGCCCGCCUGCGCCGCCACAAUGUCGCCGUGGAUGCUGACGGACAGUACGACAGUGACACCGAGGGCAGGAGACUCUCUGGAGAGAUGAUCUCCAUGAGGGAGCUCACAGCGUCCAAUAAAGUCUCCCUGGCCAUUUUGCAGAAGCAGUUGUCCGAGACGGCCAACGGCUACCCGAGGAAUGUCUGUAUCAAUACGAGACAGAAUGGUUUCUCUGCGGGGGUGGGGGCUCUGGCCAUCAUGAACAACCGCUUGGCAGAAACAAGUGAUUCUAGGUAGAGUUUUUGGAAUUCCUUUUGUUUCUUAAAUAAAAAUAAAACGGCGGUUAGGGUGGAAUUACCACUGUAAGCUACUGGAAAGUUUUGAAUUUCAGAGACAGCCUUGGUAUUCAUUGGGUGUUCAGCGUUUUACUUUCUGGGGGUUUUAUAAGUUUUCUCUAAUAUGCAGUGAGAUCUUUACCAUUAUGUUACAAUUUUCCCCUAAGGGGGUUUUAAAUGAGACUUGGAUGUCUUUGAUGCAGAAUCUGGUGCAAUUAUAGAAGGAUGGUGUGCAUAGUUAGGAUGGUGUCAAAACCAACAUGUUCUUCUUCAGAACAGAGCCUGAACCCAAACUCUGUGUUAAAAGGCAUAAAGUAGGCAAGCUGGGCUCCAGAUUCAAGCCUGGGGUCGGUAAGUUUUGUCUAAACCGGUAUCUCACAGUUUGUUGAAGUCUGGUUCUGGCCCUGAGCCUUGUACUCAAUGCUCUUCAGCAAUUCCUCGUAGCAGGCCUUUGUAUGACAUACACGUAGGUGACUGUUGUCACACCAGCUUUAGGGUGACUGUGUUUCGCUUCAAUAAUCCCACUGACUUCAGUGGCAGAGGAUGGAAUGGGCUGAACUCCCCUCGUACAAAUGGUGGGAUUUAGCCAGUCUUGUCCGAAAGACCACCUGCCACCUAACUCUUAAAAGUCAGGUGGUUAUCAAGGACCGUGUUAAGGUGUGCAAAACUGUUCCUACCUACUGAUAACAGAAAACAGGCAAUUGUCAUCUUCAGAACUGGCGUUAUUUAAUGCAAGAGAAGCUGGUAUGCACCUCUGGUGUCAAAUGUUUGCAUCACCACAAAAAUGCUUAUUUCAUUACUUUCUCAUGAAAUAAGUCACUAAAAUGAAUGUAGGCUCUCUGUUGUCCUAAAUUUGCUCUUUUACUUCUGCAGUAUUGUUGCAGAGAUUCGUCCAAAGUAUUUCUUUGAGGACCCCAACCCUGUACUUGUUUCCCACAAAUCUGACUGUGCAGGCUGUACAAAAGAGCACUGCUUUGAAGUUCCCCCAGGAACUGGCUUCCCCAAAAUGUUGAUACCAAGUCAUAGAUUAGCCUUUGGCUGUUGCUGCUACCAUCUUAAGCCAUAUUUAACCUGUGCUAGCCCAAACCACUGAAGAACCAAACACAAACCUGGUCUAGAGUGUAGUUUAGCAUGACAAAUGGAUGCAGAGGAGUUACUGCAAACCUCUUUCAAAAAUACAUGCAACAGCUCUGGAUCAUUUCUCUAAAUUCUCUCUACUACACUGUGAAGAUAAUAAAAAGGCUUCUACUGAUUCCGGGCAAGAAACAAAAGCUUAUAUUCUAAGGAGCCUUCUCUUGGAAACUUACUGGAAAAUUGUAGGCAAGACCAUGAGUAGUAGGUUGGUUACUGAAUAAAUUGACCGAGAUGAUGAACACAAACUAGGAAUAUUAGAAAUGUUUGAGAAUAUUUCCAUGAAAAUAUUUUACUCUAUUUACUGACUUUGUUUUGCAUGGGUUUGGAGUAGCCAUCAUUUUUGCUUUCUUUGAAAUUUGUAGCAGUGCAAAAUGUUUUGGAAUGUACCCUUGGAAAACUUAACUUUAAAUCUGAGGUUUUGCACACCUGAGCCUGCCAGCUGAAUUAUGGCAUUGAAUGUAUCUUUUUCCUAACGAAAAGAAUCAGAGCUGCAGAUAAACCAUCACACAUGGGUCUGUAUCACACUGUAAAUGUCACAGCUUUUAUCAAGAUGUGUUUGGCCAGAAACAAGCAGUGAUGAUUGUAAUGUGUUUCCAGCUGGUGCAGACUCACACUUAAGAUUCUGUGGUAUGGUAGGGGCUGCAUUCAAGAGGCAGGAGCUUUCUUGGUGGUAGAGAGACUCCUCAAGGUCCAUCUGUCAGAGUGCCUUCCUGUCUGUGCACUCAUCCUCUUUAAGGAAGCAGGAAGAGGUGUUUGGUGCUGCUUUUGAUGCCCACUGAAGGAUAAAUUUAAGCAGGGUGUACAGGGGUGGGUCAUGGUCUGGAAAAGACUCUGACUGCUGGAAGACCCACUUCAGGAAGGGUCCCUUCCCUUCCAGACGUGCAAGGGAAACAGCACAGGCAGGGAACCAAAAGAAUGGAAAUUUGUUAUUUCCCCUUGGGAUUACCCCCACGGGUAAAUCUCUAACUAUGAUGAUUUAUAUGUUUGUUUAUUAAAAGUGUGAAUGGGACUCUGCUCUUUUUUUGCAGCCAAAACUCUCUUAGGGUUGUAUCUUGGUGCAUUUGUCAUCAUGGGGACUAUUACUCAUUAGGACUAUAACAUAAAUCAGGGCCGACAGGCUCUGUCCCAAAGGACUUAGGAGUUUGAACAGAUAGGGCCCCAAGCCACAGCAGAAUUACCUGUUUAUUAUUUCUCUCGUAAAAACAUGUUCAAAUGUAUCAACAUUCUGUGAGCUCAAGAACUCUUAUUUUUAUGGUAACAAGUUUGCAAAUUAAAGGGUUUUUUUCAGUGAAUUGUUUUUAAAGGGUAAAUAUUAUAACUAAUAUUAGGAUCCUGUUUAAACUGUAAAUUUGUGAAUUGUUUUCAAACCACUUAUUCCAGCCUGGGAAAUACAGUGAAGUAAUAUGAAAUUGUACGUACCUCCUCUGUACUUUUUCUGAGUCCAGGCAAAGGCAGACACACAGUCUGCUGUAGCAUAAUUUAAAUGUUUCCAAGUCUUUCUGGUACCAUCAGUCACAAGGGUGCCUUUGCAGGACCCUUUGCAGUUCCUAUUGACUCCAGGGGAAGUUGGACCAGCUCCUGGAGCUGGGCAUCUCAAGGGAUUUGAGCAUCAGGUUGCUGCUGUUCACUUAGAUCUAAUGUUUACUUACACCCAAGGUCCUUGAUAAUCUCCAUUCUGCUUCUCCUUAGCUUCAGAGGCAUAUAAAGUGCAUGCCCAGUUAUUUACCAGUGCCCCUAUUUCUUGCAGGUCAUAUAUCUCCAAAAGCUGACAUAAGUCAACCACAGGGACCCCCAGGUCAUAUCUAAGUCCCAAACCCAUCUGGCACAGCAAAGCCAGUUUAUGAGAGGGUCAGAGCAUGGUUACUGAGCUGGGUCUCACUGGGGAGCAUCUGCUGAAGGGUGGCCUUACAGCUCCCUCAUAUUCAGUAGCAGAAGUAUUUUUCCAGGAUGCAUGGAAUCCAAGCUCCAAAUCUCUACCCUUCAGCCUGCCAGCCCUUCCUGGGCACCCGUCACCCUUGUGCAUGACCACACGAGCCAAGAGGACAUAGGAGGUUUGAGGUCAGUCUUUCCUAGUCCCUUGUGCUGUUCCUUUGGCUUUUUUUUCAUGACCACUCCUCUUCAAACUUGCUAGGCUUCAGCACCUAACUCCUCUUUUAUUGUGCGUGGUCCAACUCGGAUUCCCCAGCGCAGCCUGCUCCCCUUGUGAAUUGACCCCUAAACAUGCACCAGUUGCACCAAGUGCAAUUCCUCCUGGUAUUUCAUUUUCACAGACAAAGCAGAUACCAGCAAUACCUGGACACAGGCUGAAGCACAAGAAAUCAGAAGGAAACAGAAGGAACAGAGUGGGAAAGUGAAAGCACACUGCACUAGAUUGCACUUUCUUUUCAGGUAACUUGGGAGUUGUAUUACAUUCUAGAAAUGGGGUUCUUUUUCAAAUUUUAUUUCGGAUAGCCUUGAAAGAAUGCAGUUGGCUUAGGUUUUAGAAGUUCAUCUUCCCUGAUACAACCCCCUCUGUAUCACCCUGUAGAACAGCAGCAGUAACUCCUGGCUGGCACAGACCAAGACAUCCCAGCUGCCUGCUGAGUCUACAGGCAGCACAGACCUGAGCUCAGACCGUGUCCCCCACACUGGUCUUUUGCUGCCUGAGCCCAAGGAAGAGCAUUCAGGAGCAGAAGAAAGCUACAGGAAUUAGCACUUCUCUGUGAGCUGGCCCUGAGUGAGAACAGUGAUGGCAGAGGUGUGAGCUGCUCAGAAAAAGGAGAUACCACAUUCGCCUGGCACCUGCACUAGUACCUUGCAGACAAAAACCAAAACAUAGGGGGAAAUUAAUGAGCAACAAUGACCAAAUUCAAGUGAUAUUUUCUCUUAACCCUGGAGCUCAGGACAGAACAGUCACAAGGAAUAAUUUCGUGUGAAAUCUGUAGCAUUUGGCAAGUCACUACGUUGACCUCUCAGGGUCUGUCUUCCCUGUGUGUGUCUUGGACAAAGUUUGGAGUCACACCAAGAUGUCAUCUGGUUCUCAUUGGUUUCUUUCCAUCUGCAAACACAGUACUCAUUUUGAAAAAAUUCAGAUGGCUCUUUAUUUCCUUGCAAUGCAAAGGACAUCCUUCAGACCACAUAGAUGUUCAGAUCAAUCUCACUGACCUCGGCAACAGGUGGCAGUGUCUGAGGGACGGGGCUGCCUCCCUGCAGAAGCAGCAUUGCACAGCAAUGCAUACCAAGGUUCUUUAGGCAGCUACCAGUUCUGAUUGCAACCAGGAUUACUGCUGGAAGACAGGAAUCCCACUAGAGCUCUCUGGGACUGCCCUGUGCUGUGCUCAGGUUACCCAGAAAUGCCCCUGUUGGUGUAGUGCUGCUGUCUCAGCACGGCUGCAACCCUGGCCUUCAGCCUUUUCUCCUCCCCAGCUUUCUGUGGGUGAAAAUUUGGGUGAUUUGGGUGUAGGAUGACCAUUUACCCAUAUUUCAGUCAUGCCUUGCUGCUGAAAGAAAGACUUCAGCAGCAGUGGAGGUCAUGUAGCCAGGCAUGUGGGCUUGGUAUAACCCUGAUUGCCUGUGUGGGAUGAAUUUACAACUGUAUGGAAAUCAGCUGUAGCAAUGAGACCGUUCUCACAUUUUAGUAUUUUUCUAGCCUUUAACUUGAAAAAUACUCAGUGGCAAAUCAUUGCAAUGAAUGUUCAGAGCUAAUCUCAACAAAAUCACACUUUGCUGAUUGCUAGCCUGGCAAAUCUGUGGGUAUGGCUUCUGCUCUAAUUGUAUUACUAAUGUGCCUUUCCAAACCAACACACAUUUGCAGUGUUACAUUUAAAUAAUACAAUAAAUGCUGUGUUACAUAAUAAAUUCAAUUAGGAAAAAGUUAGCACUUGACUCACACAAAAUAACUAAUGAAGUGUGCAUUGCACAUUGUACAACCAAUAUGCAAUUUUUUUUUUAAAGAAUAUGUCCAUAUUUGAGCUCAAAUUAUGCCUUCAUGAAUGCUAGGAAAAGAAGAGUGCUACAUUGUGGAAAAUAAAGGAAAGCAUGGACAAUUCCACUGAGAUUUGACACAAAGGCUAUGCAUGUUAGCACAUGCACAGUAAGUGGUUCAUUAUGCAUUAUAAAUAUGUUGUGUAGCAAUGGCACUGAGGAAGGACUACUUUAGUUUACAUGGCCACAGUCUGAAUGCAGUUACCAAUAAAGACACAUGCCUUUUUUCUUUCUCUCUUCAUUUGCUAAAUGGGUAACAUCCACCCUUUAAUUACUAUAUCUCUUUAAACCAUCAAAAAGAAAAUGCAACUGCCCUAAAUUUUGCACAGGCAAAAAGUGGUCUAAGGUCAAAUCCAAACUUUCAACUCUAAGGAUCCAGAGUGGUGUAGUUUAGCUUUGAAGUGGGGCUGCAGACCUGCAGCCUUCAAAUGUAUCAUGUUUAGUCCUUCCCAGGAAAAAAAAAGAGGGAGUAAAUACGGAUAUUUACCCAACAGUCUGGAGAUUUAGCAUGAGAAAAAAAAACACAGCAAGUGUGCUGUUAUUGAGGAAUGAAAAGUGUGGGGAAAGGGAGAAGCUUAGAAGUGUUCUCCAGCAAAUCCAGCAGAAAACCAAAGACUUGCAUUUAUUCCUCACCACACAACUCUGUGACACUGUCACCCCCCCAAGGGGCUCCUGUGGCGUCGUGAGCUCAGCUACCUCGUGUGGAACGUGAAGAGAGGUAUUUUGUGAGACACAGGGGGAAGAGGGACCACACACUUGCAGUCACCAUCUUCAUUCAGGGCUGGUUUCAGGAAGACAGUUGCCCAGCUUUUACUGGGAAAGCAGCCAUACUGGUCCCUUACAGUGAUGAUCAGUAUUUUGGGUGUAUCAGAGGUGCAGAUUCCCAUACCUCUUAAGUCCUCCUAGUCCCAGGGCCCUAUCGUGCCCAGGUGUGUCCCAGCCAGCUCCCAAGCCCACACUUGGCAUGAGGAUGUAGGUGGGUUUGAAAGGGUGUUACAUCAUCGUCCCAAGAGUUUUCAGGAUCAGACCUUCAGCAGGUGAUGCUUUUUCAAACCUACAGAAUACAAAGAUGUUCCCAUAUUCCUUUUGUACUUUGCAGACUGUAAGAGUACUUUUUAAAGCCAGUGAGUCAAUGCAAAAUUAAUGCUUUUAUAACAACAUACAAUAAACAACGUGAAAAAAAUUACUAGUAUUUCUGACAAUGUGCAAAUCAAACACCAGGUUUUCUCAAUGGGUAUAAUUUCCUAUUCCAUGCAAGUAAAAUUAUGUCCAGGAAAUUUUUGCUCAUAGUACCAUCCAUGGGCUGCACAGGCAGUGCAAGAAUUCAGUUCCAGUUUUAUUGUAAAACCUCAGUAUCUGAAAGCACAACGUCUAAAAUACUGUUUGGGGAUUGUUUGUGGGUGUUUUUUUGUGUGUGUAAACAUUGUUUAUUUACAAAAAUAAAAAUGCUAUAAUUAUACAUAUACAAACCUAUUUUUAGCUCACUGGAAUACUACUUUGUUGGAUACUCUCAGCAAAAAUAUUAGUUCCAAAUUUCUAGCCAAUUUAAAUUACUCAAGUUUCAAGAUAACCUGUUGAAAAGUAUUCCUGUUUGUUUUGUUUCUUUUUGAAAGGGCACAGCUUGGUAGACAUCUUUGAGCUGGCAUUGCUAUCUCCUACUACAAACCUCAAAAAUUUUACUUCUGGAGCGAAUUCCUCUGGUUUUGGUAUUUGCUCACUUCUGCAUUGAAUUCUAGAAGGAACAACCAGUUCUGUGCUGUUUUCUGGUUGGUAUCACCACUUUCCUUUUUGCAUUGAUUGAAAAUAGCUGAAAUAUUAACAAGAGCAAAUGUUCCCAGACACACCAAAAUUAGUCACUUUUCUGAACAUUUUUCUUUUAAAAUUUGGUUUUGUAAAAUCUAAAUUCUGAUUGUAAAUUACAUUCAUGGUUGGAAUUAGCAGACUGAAUAUUUUUUCUACCAACGGAAUUGCUUGACAUGAAUUCUUGAAGGAUGCUAGUGAUUCGGUUUUGUGUAAAAAGACCUGCCUAUUUCAUUUGCCCAUUUUAUCUAAUCUGUUUUGAAUUCUUAAAGUCAGAAGUAUGUAAGUCCCAUUUGGAAAAUGCCCUAUGCUGUACAUUUGCUCCUAUGAACAGAGCUUCUAGAGGGAUUAAAACUGAGCCUGCCUAAUUGCUGCAAACAGAAUUGCAAGUAUAAACCUUCGAAACCUGAGUAUUUGUACCUGUUUGGCCAUUGCAAACCAAGGGCAUGCUAAUGUAAUUCCAAUUCAAGUGAAGAAACAUAAAUCACAGGGCUUGACUGGCUGCUAACCACUUUCAUCAAAAAGGCCACACAGCUACAGGGCCAUGGGUGAUGGACAGAUGCAUCUUGAUGCACAAAGAUGUUAUUUUGGAGGUUGGUUUAGUGGCUGGGAGUUGGCAGUGGGGUGGUUAAAGCAGCUUGGCUGUUCCCUGAGGGAAAGGGCAGUUCCCUUUGCUGAGCCUCAGGAGAUGUUUGCCAGUAGUAAAAAAGUUUAAAAGGAGAUGGACAUUGCAUUGAGCCUCUCUUGAGAAGCACAGCAAAGUGCUGUAGGUGUUUCUGGCCACCUGUGAACCCUGGGUUGUUCCUGAAACUGGAGUGUUUGGAACACGGGUGCAGCUGUUGACUCAUUUUGCUCUUUGCAGUGCCUCUGCGCUGGCAAAGCAGUAAUCCUGCUGUGAUCCUUCUCUCCUCAUAAAAUGCAUAGAGAGAUUUGUUUAGACUUUCCAUAUGAUGACAGCAUAUAUAAAUAUUACAAGAUGAAUCAAUUACCAAGUCUGGCUAUAUUUGCUAAGAGAUCUUUAUCAGUAAAAACAAGAAAAACUGUCUUACCAGUACAGUGAGUCAACAAAAGUAAGUGGUGUUCUGAACAGAAAGUAAGGUGCUAAAAUAUACAAUUGGACCCCAGAGCUCAGGCAUGUGUCACAAAAUUAUCAUUCUCUUCCAAUGCUCAAUGCACCUGUGUCUUUUGGGAAAAAGCCUUGGUUUCUGCCAGCACCAGGACAUGCAAAGCUUCUGUUUUCUUUAUCUGUAUGAAAGCAAAAUGUAUUGAGGACAUGCCUUGGUCUGCACAGCACUCGGGUGGACUUGCCUUCAUCCCCAAAUUUAAGCGUGCCCAUCAUCCAGAGACCAUGAAUACUGGUCCAGUCUCCAGCAGAAAAUGGACAAAAUGGCCCCGCCUCGGGGUGUCUGUGGUUUUUGGAGAGCAGCUGAAUGUCAUGGCAAACCACAGCUGCCUCCUCCAGCCAAACCCCCACUGGGGUGGGAUCCAUCCCACUGCCAGCCCCUGGUCUGCCAGGAAUUGUACUGCCAGGAGAGUGGUACAAAUCAUCAGCAAUGUGCUCUUUUCCCUGCCUUCUUAAUGGGCUAAAAACAGUGGAAAACAGAGAGAUAAUUUUCUAUUUUAACGAUCAAAAGGGUGUUGCCCAUUAUUCACAGCCUACAGACAAGAUGUUAUGAUUUUCAAUUUUCCUGCACUGAUCAUUCAAUUUGGCAGCUGACCUUCAAGUAGUCAUGGUUUUUCAAAAAAAGGAGGAAAAAAACCCAAACAGAAAACUCAAACACCCAUUAUCAGCAUAUCAGAAAAGCAAAAUAAUCAUAAAUGAGGUGGUAAGGAUCCACAUGCAAAAGUUGAGAGCAGAGCCGCCUCUGUCUGCAGCAGCCAGAUGUUUUCUUGGCAGUGGGAGAAGUUUGGGUUCAGGAGAGCAUCAGCUGGAUGUUUGGACAUUGCCCUGCAAACAGCUGCAGCACCAAAAUGGCACUUUCUGAACAUGUUUCUGCAGCUGUUUCUACACUGUUAGGGACAUUUCACAUCCCUGCUACUGAAACCAGAGGAUGGCAGCAAGCAUUACACAAGCAAUUUACUGUCACUGGUGUCUACGGGUAUUAGCCAGGGACAUUUUUCACAACCAAGAGGAAUUUCUGCUGAGUGUUGGUCAGAAAAAAAGGACAUUUUGCCAUCCAGAAACAGCUGCAGCAGUUUCUGCAGUGCCUGACAUCACUCAACAUACUCCCAAAGAGUUGAACCACACAGACAUUACCCCAACAAGCCAAAAGAGAUGGUAGGGUCUGAGAAGCAAGUGUUCCUAUGGCUUGAAUCUGGAGUAACUUGGUUGAAUUGCAGGUAGUGAAUAGCCUAAUUAAACAGAUGUAAUGACUUAAAUGCCUGCUAGAAGGCAUUUAAGUCAAAAGGAGAUGCAUGUACUUUUCCAUCGCAAUUUUGGUAGUGUUUACCAAGUUAAGAGGUGAAAUGAAGAAACAUAAGUUCCUGUAAAUCAUUGAUUGGAAAACAUCGAUUUUUACUCUUUCAGAUGAUGCUUCUUGGCAAAACAUUAAACUGGAAUAAAUUUCAAGAUUGAAAUCUGUUUAAACAAGUGGCAGUUUAAAAAAUGCUUUAAUCCUGGGUUGACAGGAACUUAGCCUCCAACUCAUACCAUAAUUGUGAGUGCUCUUAACGAAUCCGUCCCAUUUUUGGUGUCAGCUCAGGAUUUUUCCACUGUAAGAUCUUUGAAUGAAGAGGUCUAAAAGCCAUAUACAAAGCCAAUCAAACACGGAUCACGUUUCUACAUAUGUUAUAUAGAGUUUGCAAACAAAAAUGGGUAUUUUGGGCUUGGCACCCCCCUUCAUUCACAGAAACAUGGUCAUGGAUCCAGGAGGCAGCGUCAGCUGAUGUGCAGCUGCUUUGCAGAGCCGUGCAGAGGCGUUGGCAGAGGAUGUGUAGAGCUGGUGGUUAAUGAGACUGUGGAAGAGCCCACUGAUGGUGUCUGGGGAACAUUCCUGUGUGUUUUUAAUGCCAUGAAACAUGAUGGAGUAUGAAUCCUGUACAUCUGGGAGGAUGUCAAAUUCCAGGUGAUGUUUGGAAUGUUGCAAUUAAGCUAUUACAAAGACUUUUGAAAUAAACAGGAGAAGAAAAGUUGCCUGGGA